UUUUGUAUUGAGGGCCAAUAUUCUGCACUGCUUUUAUUAAGAAAGAACUCGUCAACAAACACUGAAUUGUAUUCCCUAUUCUCAUCCAAUGAUUUUUGCCUCUCUCUUCUUAUUACCUCACCUUGGAGUAUUCUUAAUCUGGUUAUCAUCUUUUCAAUCUCAAUUUUGCGUUUAUGAAAUUUCGGGUCCGAUUCUCCUUUCUUCUCAUUUUCAAUUAUAUGACCUAUUAAUUUGUAAUGCUCUUCGGCUAGAUUUUCAUUGUAAUUGUCGGGGAAAAUUUCAAAAUACUCAUCAAUAA
Messenger RNA from Meloidogyne enterolobii, 298 nucleotides. NCBI's taxonomy places the organism in Eukaryota, Metazoa, Nematoda, Chromadorea, Rhabditida, Meloidogynidae. The record is from the annotation of a GenBank genome assembly.